AUGCCAUUUCCCCCUCAAGCUUUUAUUUAGCCAAAAUCUAGUUAAGAUAUAAAAGUCAGGGAAUUUACGCACUGAUGUGUUUGCAGGGCUCUAAGACUAGACACAGGCAGGGGGGUUCUCUGUGCCCACCUUUCAGCAUGAGCGCACUGCGCACGCUUGUCUUCAUCGGACUCUUACUGCUGAUCCUCACCGCCGGUUACUGCAAACGGAGAGACAGAGACGACUCAAGUCUGUUGGAGCUUCUUAUGGAUAGAGCAAGACUAACACAAGAGCGUCGUAGUGAUGGGAAUACACACCAUCCUCCCAAAAUCAACGAGCAUUCUGUGGAAACAAAGGACGUUAAUAAAGUUACUAAGACAGAUGGAGAUGAAAAAAUUCUGGAGGUCUUUCCCAGAGAUCUUCAACAGAAGGAGAAAUUUAUAAAACAUUUAACAGGGCCACUUUAUUUUAGCCCCAAGUGCAGUAAACACUUUUAUAAACUAUAUCAUCAUACCAGGGACUGCACAAUACCUGCCUAUUAUAAAAGAUGUGCCCGGCUUCUCACAAGAUUAGCAGGCAGCCAGCGGUGCUCAGAGGGAUAGACAUACAUCACAGAAUGCAUCAGAGCGAAAGAAAGACCAAGAAAGUGCCUUGGAGAAAAACAGGGAAAUGACAUGAACAAUUAUAUUUAUCACUUGAACAAAGCUAUUUUUGCAAUGAAAUUGCUUCUUUUGACUUUUAACUUCUCGCACAGCUUGUCUGCUGACAAAACUGAUGUUGGAACAGAGUUUACUGAUAAUUGUCAUAUGGUGAAAAUGAAGAAAUCAAUGUUUUACUAAAUACGUUUAAAUAAAAAAAUGUACUGCUGACAAACAA
Molecule: messenger RNA, 855 nt
Organism: Misgurnus anguillicaudatus (oriental weatherfish)
Lineage: Eukaryota; Metazoa; Chordata; Actinopteri; Cypriniformes; Cobitidae
Gene: alkal2b
Product: ALK and LTK ligand 2b
Biological process (GO): positive regulation of ERK1 and ERK2 cascade; positive regulation of ERK5 cascade
Molecular function (GO): receptor signaling protein tyrosine kinase activator activity; receptor tyrosine kinase binding
Source: RefSeq, a predicted model, not a curated record